AUGCCCCGUCAAGCGUUUUAUCGGAUCUUUCUUUAUCUUUCAGGAUAUGCAUGGGUUACACUGGCUACGAACGAUGCCUAUUCUCUGGGAGCCCUGGUUCUGGCGCAUUCCUUACGCCGAGUCGGCACUAAGCACGAAUUGGCCUGUCUCGUUACUCCCGGAGUUACGGCGACCAUGAGGGAAAAAUUAGCGGCAGUAUUCUCCUUGGUGCAGGAAGUCAAUGUUCUUGAUUCGAAGGAUGAGGCGAAUCUAGCCUUAUUGGCUAGACCAGAAUUAGGCAUUACUUUUACCAAAUUACACUGUUGGAGGCUAACUCAAUACGAGAAGUGUGUAUUCGUCGAUGCAGACACGCUUGUCGUACGAAAUUGCGAUGAGUUAUUCGAGCGAGAAGAACUAUCGGCUGCGCCCGAUGUCGGCUGGCCUGACUGCUUUAAUUCCGGAGUAUUUGUAUUCAGACCAUCUCAACAAACGUUUGCAUCAAUCACCGCAUUCGCCGCUGCUAAGGGUUCGUUUGACGGCGGUGAUCAAGGAUUAUUGAACAUGUACUUUAGCGACUGGGCUUCCAAGGAUAUCUCCAAGCAUCUACCGUUCAUCUACAACAUGUGUUCUACCGCGACAUACUCUUAUCUCCCCGCAUUUAAACAAUUUGGUGACGACGUGAGGAUAAUUCACUUUAUUGGCAUAACGAAACCGUGGUUACAGUAUUUCGAUACCCUGACCGGCACCGUCCAACCACCACCGGGAUCAUCACAUUUGCAACCGUUGUUGCAACUAUGGUGGAAUAUAUUCUGCGAGCAAGUGCAUCCCCAACUAUCGUCUUCCAUGGCCACCAGCACAUUGGCUCCAAUUUGGCACGCAUUUUCUCCCCCGUCCUAUGUACCCUCUUUACCCGAUAUCUUCGAUUACUCCGACACAAUAAAUAGCAACAACUCUCGAGAGCCGGAUUUUUCGGAAUUUAAAGAUCCCUGGGAAGUGUACUCUUUGCGGAACGAUCUGUUUCCGACUGACGAUAGCGCACUGAAUGAUAAGAGCGAAAAUUGUUACUGCGGAGUUAAAGAGGCGGAUGCUGUUCGUCAAAGUGACCAUAGUGCAUUCCAACUCGCACAUAAUCAGCAAUUUCACUACGAGCAACAGCAUUCAUCUUAUACGCCUAUUCAAACGUAUGAUCAACGUCAAGAACAUGCAACCUCUCGUUUUGAAGAAAAUCGUAAUCAAGAGCAUUCUGUGCACACUGAACAUCAUCACUGGCAGCAACACAGUGAACAUAGACGUCACGAUGAACAGCAUCAACAUGAACAAUGGACUGAACAGAAACAUCAUUAUGUGCAACAUCAACAUCACGAGCAUAGGUAUAAUGAGCAGCAGCAUUACAACGAACAGAUACAACAUAGCGAACAUCACCAACAGUUUCAUCAAUAUGAUUAUCACAGAAAUAAAGCGGAUGAUCAUCAUCAGAAUCAAUCAGCUGAAGUGGGGCACGAGAAUCACGCGCAACACUACUCUAGUGAUAAUAGUCAUCAAAACGCGGAUUAUCUGAGUCAUGCUGCUUCUCAUAAUGAGUCUCAUGCGCAGUAUACUACUAAUCAAAAUGCUCAGGACAACUUUGCAUCUCAUUGCAGUCGAUGCAGCGAAAAGAAUAGCGAGCAGGCGUCGGAAGCUGCGAAUAAGCAGAUAGACACACGGAGAAUCGAUUUCCUUCCUCCCUCUCCUGAACCUUGUACAGAUCUCCACAAUGUAGCCACGCGAUCUGACCCGAAUGUAACGGAACAUCUAGACAAUGCAAAUACUGGUAUCGCCGGUGCCCUGGCUCAACUAACAUUGGGCGAAGCGAGAAGCGCCGAACAAGUAGCUUUUGAGGAGCAUAUGAGAAAGCAAAGCUGGGAACAAGGACAGAUCGAUUACAUGGGUCGCGAUAGUUUUGAUAAUAUAUGGAAGAAGAUUUGCGAAACGCUCUCCCUCGCGCCGCAACAGGAGACAAUUUCACCUACAGAGAAUACCGCUACUUUGGAGGCUGCUGUAAAAGAGACUGCUGUCAGAGAGACUGUUGCAAAAGAGACUGCUGAUACACCUAUAGAUGCCAAAGUGAAUAAACCAGCUGUUGAAGCCGACAAGGAUCCAACGCAAUCUCUAAUAUGCGAAGUUCCUAAAGAGGAGGAACUUUCGGCAGCAGUCCCCCAACAGAAAGCUCCUGCAUUAUCUUCCGAAAAAAUGGAAGCUACCGCAAAAAUAUCCAGCGAUCCAGUACAAUCCGAAGACGUUUGUGUGAAACCGACAACGGAACCAAAGGAUGUAAAAUUGUGCGAAGUCUGUCCUGAAGUGCCUCCGCUGCAGUCGCCGGCAGAACUUCCGCCGUUGCUUGCAAGAACAACUGCGGAACUAUGUGAGUUCUCAAGCCCGCAAACGAAGCAAGAAGCGGCGCCUCAAAACGCAAGCCUUCUUCUCGAAGCAAAAGAACCGAAGCAACAAAUUGAUUUGCAAAUAUCCCCUUUGAUUUGCAAAGUGCCUGUGCAAGAAACAAUUAUGCCAGUUACGCAAAUUAGCAUCGAGUCAGCAUCUACUGAGGCCAAACCAGAAACCCCAGCUUUUACCGAUCAAGAUGCCACGCAGCCUGUAGCUCUGACUAGCGUAGACAGUCCGCAGAUUGCAGCAACUUCUCCUAUAGCAAGCCAAGCGUCAGUAGAAGACACUGCAAAAUGUGUAAUCGAAUCCAUGCCUGACGUAACACAACCUCUCACGAUAGAUCCGGGCGAGCAGCAUGCGGAGAUGCUGUUAGCGGCUUCUGAGAUUUCCACUGUAAAUCCUGUGCCUAUUCAGGUGGCGGAAUCGGUUCUCCAGGCUGAACCUAAGGAAUCUGUGUUGGGCGCAGCUAUAACUGUGAGUGAUCAAGCGAUUGCCUCGAUGGUCAUGGCUGUACAUGAAUCCCAGGAUAUCGCUUCUGCAUCGACCCCGACAGAGCCUGUUCAGUUGAACGGAUCAGCUUGUGAAAUUGAGAGAUCCGGCGACAUUUUCAGUCUAUUAGAAGAGACUGGUGUUCUUUCUGAAGCUACCAAAGAACCAGCAAGCGAUGUAGUUACGACUAGAGAUAUACUAUCAGAGACAUCACCGGCUACUGAAGAAAAGAUAUUAAUCAGUAGUAGUGUAGAACCCUUAGAAGCAUUAUCUGUGGAAGAAUUAACGGAACAGGUUGCGAAAAUAGAAAUGACAGAGGUGAAACUUCCAGAACAGAAGCUGGAAACGGCCGAAGUAAAACUUUCGGAGCUGAUUACAAAGACAGAAGCUGUAGAAGAGAAGUCUGCUGAGACAGCUGCGAAAGCUGAGACAACGGAAGCGAUCGUGAAACAAGCGAAAACAGUCGCACAAGCUGAAGUAACAAAAUUAUCAAUUGAACAAACAGAAGUAACGGAAGCAGCAACGAGAUCGCCGAGUGAAGUUUUGGCAUCACCAAUUGCUGAGCAAAGUCCACUGGCAGAAGAACCCAUUGAAGCGAAACCAUCAAAUGUUCCAUCGACGCCAACGGUGACUGAAGCCUCACCGCCGAUCAGUCCGUCCGUGGAAAGUGCGCAGGAGAUGGAGGAGGCCGCGAAGAAGAGCCUGAAGAAGUCCGAUUCAACGGACGGCGCCGACGGGGAGGGCGCGGACAAGAAGGCGGCGAAGAAGACUGUGAAGAAGGUGACGAAGAAACCGAAGGCAAAGCCCGAAGAGGCGGCACCCUCAACCGCGACGGAGAGCGUUGCCACGGACGGCUCGCAGAACAAGACGAAGAAAACCGUGAAGACAACGAAGAAGACUGGCGCAAAGACCCUGGAAGCCGACACAAGCAUACCAGAAACCCCGCCGCCGCCAACACUAACCGGCGCUGUCGGCGUUGACGCUCCAGUUCCACCCAAGCGGAAGACGAAGGGCAUGAACGCAAAGGGAACAACUGGUAAAAAGUCUGAGACGGAAGAGUAACCAGUUCAAGUCGACAAUAACGGUCUCAAAUAGUUCAAGAGUCCGA
Cyphomyrmex costatus is the source of this 3997-nucleotide messenger RNA. It is a transcript of the gene Gyg, whose product is annotated as glycogenin 1. The transcript is spliced from 8 exons. The coding region runs from base 1 to 3951 and encodes 1316 amino acids. Lineage: Eukaryota; Metazoa; Arthropoda; Insecta; Hymenoptera; Formicidae. The record is from RefSeq and is a predicted model, not a curated record. Gene Ontology annotation, molecular function: glycosyltransferase activity.